AAUUUAAAAGACUGCAACUGUGUUAUUAAUUCAGUAUAACUCAAACGUUAGAAUCAUAUGGUUUUGUUUUUGAGAUGGAAUUCGUGCAAACGGACAAAAUCCUGGAGGUUAGGCCGGAUACAAAGGAGUAUGUUCGGAAGCUGUAUAACUUAGAUAAACCAGGAAGCUUGGAAGAUGCGAUAAAUAUACUAAAAGAAUGGGUCCAAAUGCAGCCACAUUUUAAUAAAAAGGAUUUCAGUGAUCGUUAUUUGGAGACGUAUAUUAUUGUAAACAAAGGAUCGGUAGAACGCGCGAAAGAACAGCUAGACAGACUUUGCACAAUGAAGACAGUGUUGCCACAAUAUUUCGGAAAUUACAAUAUCAAAACUGAUUUUGAAUAUUUACAUGACGUUGCCAAUUCAUUUCUGUUGCCCAAAUUAACAGAAGAUCACUACAGGGUAAAUGUUAUCAAAUUUUUUAACGUUGCGUGGGAACCAAAUAAAUCUAUCAAUUUUUACAGACAUAACGUUAUUUUGGCAGAAUACGUUAAGGCUCAUGACUAUUUAAGUGGAUUCGUUAUGAUCAUUGAUUGCACGGAGUCUAACUUGAUGAACCUUUUGAAAAAUAUAAACCCUGUUCAAUUGAGACAAGCUUUAUCUAUCUUUAUUCAAGGCUUCGGCAUGAGAAUAAAAGGGAUCCACAUAAUAUCAAAAUCAGGAUUAGUGGAUGGUUUGGUGACAUUGUUGAAACAAGUUGUCAGCGCGAAAGUGGGUGACCGGAUCAAUGUACAUAAAACUUUUGAAGAGCUCCAUAAAUUCAUCCCAAAAGCCAUACUUCCCAAAGACUAUGGUGGUGAAGAACGUUCUAUGAAAACUCUUCAAGAGUUAUGGCUCAAUGUGCUUUCAUCGGAGGAACAUUUAAGAUACUUGGAAGAUAUAAACUCAGCUACAACCAACGAGUCCUGUCGACAGAAAGAUCAGUUUUGCGAACAAUAUGCAGGAAUGCCGGGCACAUUCAGAUAUUUGAGUGUAGACUAAGAAAGUAUAUAAAUCUAGUAUAAGCCGAGUUGGAAUACCACUGCGAAUAGAUGUAGCUUAUUUUUGUCAUACAUUCAGCGCUAUCUCUAG
Bicyclus anynana (squinting bush brown) is the source of this 1106-nucleotide messenger RNA. Its product is annotated as alpha-tocopherol transfer protein-like. Gene Ontology annotation, cellular component: membrane. The record is from RefSeq and is a predicted model, not a curated record. Bases 75 to 1016 code for a protein of 313 amino acids. Gene Ontology annotation, molecular function: phosphatidylinositol bisphosphate binding. Lineage: Eukaryota; Metazoa; Arthropoda; Insecta; Lepidoptera; Nymphalidae. The transcript is spliced from 6 exons.